AUGAGGGGGGCUGACUGGCCACGGUCCCACAAGCACACGCCGCACUCAGGCCAGCAGACGGGCCUACACAGUUUCGACUCUGGGAAGGCGGAAGAGAUGCAGCGCACACGAACCAACAGCUGCGCAAUUGAGGGUCAUCGAGGCCAACGCCUCUGCAUGCCCCUCGUAUUCGGCAGGUUCUGGGACUCGAGCCCUCUGGAGCUGAACGAAGCGAACCAUGCACCAAGGAGGCGGAAGAGGAGGAGGAGGAGGAAAGGGAGGCGAAAGAAAACCCACAAGGCGAAUGAUACGUUUCCCCUGUGA
Messenger RNA from Prorocentrum cordatum, 303 nucleotides. The record is from the annotation of a GenBank genome assembly. NCBI's taxonomy places the organism in Eukaryota, Dinophyceae, Prorocentrales, Prorocentraceae.